This is a messenger RNA of Penicillium malachiteum, 1620 nucleotides long. RefSeq lists its product as uncharacterized. Lineage: Eukaryota; Fungi; Ascomycota; Eurotiomycetes; Eurotiales; Aspergillaceae. Bases 1 to 1620 code for a protein of 539 amino acids. Gene Ontology annotation, cellular component: nucleus. Gene Ontology annotation, molecular function: DNA binding. Gene Ontology annotation, biological process: DNA transposition; DNA integration. The transcript is spliced from 4 exons. The record is from RefSeq and is a predicted model, not a curated record.
AUGGCCAAUAUUCUACUAGCUGCACGCGGAAGCCACCCCCCACCUACAGUCGGCAAGAAUUGGCCAUCAACCUUUAUAAACCGACACCCUAAAUCGAUUCAAGCAUGGUUUACAACUGUGCAACAAGUUAUUGAUAAGAAUGGGAUCCAACCUGAAGAUAUCUAUAACUUUGAUGAGACAGGCUUUGCAAUGGGUCUUAUUUCAGCACAGAAGGUUGUAACACGACAAGAAUGCUACGGUCGGCGAUCUAUUUUACAACCUGGAAACCGUGAAUGGGUAACGGCAAUUGAAGCUAUCUGUGCAGAUGGCUAUUCAUUACCACCAUGUGUGAUUUUUAAGGAAAAGGUUGCUAUCGCUAGCUGGUUCGAUAACCUUCCAAAAGAUUGGCGAUUUGAAAUCUCAGCUAAUGGCUGGACUACUGAUCAGAUUGGUUUACGGGGGCUAGAAGAGCUAUUUAUUCCAUCAACAAGUUCACGUGUCCGUGGUCGAUUUCGGUUGUUAAUUCUUGAUGGCCAUGGUAGCCAUCUUACACCUCAAUUUGACCGAAUCUGCUCAGAGAAUAAUAUUAUCCCACUCUGCAUGCCACCACACUCAUCACAUCUUUUACGACCAUUAGAUGUUGGUUGUUUUGCUGUAUUAAAACGUACAUAUGGUCGUUUUAUAAGCGACCUUGCACGUACAGGCUAUAACCAUAUCGACAAGCUUGAUUUCUUAGCUGAUUUCCAACGUGCGCGUGUUGAGGCUUUUCGGCCAAAGACUAUCCAAAAUAGCUUUUUAGCUACUGGAUUAGUAUGUAGCCGACCAAGCAGCAGAUCUAGUCAAUUUACAUCCAAAACACCUAGAACUGUGGUUCAGCUACAGAAGCAAGCUUCAACGCUGAAAGAUCUUCUAAAACAGCGAUCGAAUAGCCCUCCAAGCCCGUCGAAAUUGAUGCUAGAUCAAAUCAUCAAGGGACACUGUAUAUCGCUACGCAACACUGCGCUACUAGCACAAGAAAACGCCAAUUUACGUGCUACAAAUGAGAAGAAACGACAGAAGCGCAGUCGAUCAGCUAGGCAGAUACCCUGUGAAGAGGGUUGGAAUGUUGAAAAAGGCCUACAGCUACUUACGCAGGUGGACUUGCCUGUUGAAGCACCUAUGGUCGAAUCACACACCCAGGUUGAACUACCUGUUCAGCCGAAUCAGCCAGCCCCUAGGGCUCAGCCUAGGUGUAGUGGAUGUCGAGAGGUUGGACAUAAGAUCAAUGUCUGUCGUCAAUCAAUUUGGCGUUUAUUACGCGAAUCGAACCUUUGGAAAUGGCUUGUUCUUCAACGUCCUGAAUUAAAGCCUGAGCAUGUGGCUAAACGACUUCAAUGGGCACUUCGCGUACGUGACUAUACCCCAGAGAAGUGGAAAAAGGUCUUUUGGUCUGAUGAAUCUACAGUAGAGCGUGGUAAAGGCUCUCGUCGCGAACAUACCUUUACGCGCCCAAAGGAUCAAAUUGCUCUACGUGAUAUCCAAGAGGUAUCUUAUAAGGGUGUUAAACAGAUGUUUUGGGCAGCAUUUUCAGGCUCUAGGCGCCAUACAGGCCUUAUUCCACUAUCAGGUGACCCUGAUUCCCCUCGUGGAGGUGUAAAUUAG